Messenger RNA from Notothenia coriiceps (black rockcod), 4108 nucleotides. RefSeq names its product tubulointerstitial nephritis antigen-like 1 (gene tinagl1). The transcript has 12 exons. The record is from RefSeq and is a predicted model, not a curated record. Bases 147 to 1574 code for a protein of 475 amino acids. Gene Ontology annotation, molecular function: cysteine-type peptidase activity; peptidase inhibitor activity. Gene Ontology annotation, biological process: proteolysis. NCBI's taxonomy places the organism in Eukaryota, Metazoa, Chordata, Actinopteri, Perciformes, Nototheniidae.
UGACAGAGCAGAUCCAGAGAGAGUGAGAAACGGGCACAAGAGAGACUGACUUUUUACCUCUCUUCCAGUGGAUGACUUCCUGAGCAACACUUUUUUAUUUUAUCGGAUUACAAAACCAGGAUUUCUCCCUCCACUAAAGAUUCAUCAUGAAGCUCUUCCUGUUUUUGGUGGCGGCGCUGCUCCUGGUGGUGGCAGAGAGCUCUACAGAAAGAAUCCUGUCCAGAAGAACCAAGAGGGAUCUGGCCAACCCGCUGCAUGUUGGGGGCAUCAGGGACCCUCAUGGCUCCUACUGCGAGAGGAGGGGGGGCUGCUGCCCCGGCAGAGACGACAUCUGCACCGUUCCCUACCUGGACACCAUCUGCUACUGCGACCUGUUCUGCAACCGCACCAUCUCCGACUGCUGCCCCGACUUCUGGGAACAUUGUCUGGGCAUUCAGCCGCCUUUCAUAGGCACCUGCGAAAGAAAUGGAAACACAUUCUUUUCAGGGCAAACAUACAGAGAGAACUGCAAUUUAUGUACAUGUGGGACCACGGGACGCUGGGAGUGUGACCAGAACGCCUGUCUGAUGGACCAGGACAUCAUCUAUUCUGUUAACAGAGGGAACUAUGGCUGGAAGGCAGGUAACUACAGUCAGCUCUACGGCAUGACUCUGGACGAGGGUAUCCGGUUCCGCCUGGGCACGCAGAGACCCUCCAGGACUAUUAUGAACAUGAACGAAAUCCAGAUGAACAUGGAUCCUGAGGCCGAGCGUCUUCCAAGCUACUUCAACUCAACAGAGAAGUGGCCCGGAAAGAUUCACGAACCGCUGGACCAGGGAAACUGUGCUGCAUCCUGGGCUUUCUCCACUGCAGCUGUGGCAUCAGACAGAAUCUCUAUCCAGUCCAUGGGUCACAUGACUCCUCAGCUGUCACCACAAAAUCUCAUUUCCUGUGACACGCGCAACCAGGGAGGCUGUGCGGGGGGACGCAUCGACGGAGCCUGGUGGUACCUCCGGCGUAGAGGAGUGGUGACUGAGGACUGUUAUCCGUAUCAAUCCCCACUGGAAGCCCCCGUGGAGGUGGGCCGCUGCAUGAUGCAGAGUCGCUCAGUGGGCCGGGGGAAGAGGCAGGCCACCCAGCGCUGCCCCAACACACACAACUACCACAACGACAUCUACCAGUCCACACCGCCCUACAGGCUCUCAUCCAAUGAAAAGGAGAUCAUGAAGGAGAUUAUGGAUAAUGGCCCUGUGCAAGCUAUUAUGGAGGUCCACGAGGAUUUCUUUGUCUAUAAGAGUGGGAUCUACAAACACACUGACGUCAGCUUCACCAAACCUCCACAAUACCGCAAACACGGCACACACUCGAUCAGAAUCACCGGGUGGGGAGAGGAGAGAAACUAUGAUGGGUCAUCAAAAAAAUACUGGAUUGCUGCCAACUCCUGGGGAAAGAACUGGGGAGAGAACGGCUUCUUCCGUAUCGCCCGUGGGGACAAUGAGUGUGAGAUUGAAACGUUUGUGAUCGGUGUGUGGGGAAGGAUCACGAUGGAGGACAUGCACAAACAUCAUCACCAACAUCGUCGCCGACACAUUUAGAGACACAGCAGAAGCUAAAACCCCACAGAGAACUUUGUUUUGAAUCCAACAUAUAGAUGUGUUUUACCCCAGAUGAGAACCAGACAAAGAGUCUCAGAACUUCAGCACAUCCCUUACCUGUCAAAAUGGCUGGGACAGACACAAAAUUAACCCCAGAGCCCCUGAAACCCUCUCUUUUUAUAGCUUACAUCACUCUGGGGGUCAAUACACCCCCUUGUCUACUCCAUAUUUACCCUAUAAAGAGAAUAACUCUCCCCUCUCCCUGUAACUCAAGGUUUUUGGCACAAAAAGUAACAAAGAUAAACUCAACUAAGCUAAAGCUCUUAAAAAUAACCUUACAACCUCAGGUACCAAUGAUCCAAAGACCCACUUCCCAGAAUCCUUAGUGUAACAUCAAACCAUGCUUAUGUCAAAGUUUGGCGAUGACAGGAGAAGAAGCUCAAUCUUAUUCCUCUUUGUCUUUCUUUGUCAACAUAACCCUUUAGUCUUUUCUUAAUCUAGGAUCUAGUCAGACUCAAUUUCAGAGGGACGGUUUGGAAAAGAAGAAAUCUGAGAGCCAGAUUAUCAGACUUCAGAGAGACGCACCCAGCAGAGUGUGUAACAUGAUAAUGUAAUAUAGUUGACCUUACUGACAUUAAGCUGUCAGCUAUACAGACGCACAGUGUGGCUGAUUCCCCCGCUUUUAGAGAGGACGCUUGUAUGGAGUUUGUAGACGCAGGCGUUAGACUUUCUCAGACAUUCCAGUAAAAACGUAAAAUCUAAAACUGAAAACAGAAGAUUUGAUGUGGAGUAUAAUAUUACAAAACUCAGAUUUUGUAUUUUCUGAAGAUACAGAGCCACAGACUAUGACCUGCCAUCAACAUGAGUCCCAACACCACCAGUGAAUCAGGCUUAAUCUUCACCCUUCUUCUACAUAUAUUUAUACAGUGUUCAUGCACAAAGUAAAAUGUGUAUAAUUUUGCUGCAGGUGAAAUAAAUAUUUUGUAGUUCAAAGAGUCACAAUUAACAAUGAAAUGUAAAAGAAAAAAAAAAGCCAUGCUGCCAUUCUUGACUCCCAAAUCUCAUUAAAAAGAUGAAAUUGAUGCGUAAAGUGGGUAGAAAGAUUUUAUUGCCUUAAAAACUGAGUUGUUUUGACCACUGCAAAGAAAGAAAGUUUGUGUAUAGUAGUCUUAAAUUGCUCCAUUCUGUGUACACUGUUACAAAUUGAGCAAACAUGUUAUUUUUUUGUAGCUGUUAUAUUGUGAAGUUUUAUUUUACUACGUGUUUUCCGAUGUACUGUAUGUAGUAACUUUCAUAGAACACACUCAUCACUCACUCUGUUGCUUUUCUGCUACUGCAUAAUGAGGAGGGGGAGGAUGGGGGGGGGGACACUGCUGCUGCUGAGGGCCACUGCUAAAAGUCGCUGCAGAAUCUGUAGUUUUAAAUGUAAUAAAACCCCUUUUUUAAUAAGGGCAGAAACACCUUAAUAAGACAUUACGUUUGCAAAUGAGCUGUUUGGCUUAAUGUCAUAACAUGUUCAAACUUAUCAGAUGUGUGCCUCAGCCCUUUAUGAUCUUUUUCAUAUCUUUUUGGAGCAAAGCCUCACUUGGGAAAAAUAAAUCAUGGUGUAUUAUUACCCAUUACCUUAGAUAACAUCCCUGUACACUUCAGCUGGAACUUCAAAAGCCUUUUUCAUUUCUUUAUCGUCACGUCUUGUGAUCUUAAAGGUCCCUUUAUCCCUCUCCUUCAGGCGUGAUGAGCAGAUAGGCAUAAAAGCAAAGAGAACUGUCUGGAUGGACAGGCAAUGUGCAAUGUGGGGGAGAGAUAAGCAGCUAUGCAAGUUUCUCAUGCAGCGUCCUGGAUCUUUGUUUUCAUUCGUAAGUAAGUGAAGACACGGGAAGAUGGCAAGCAGCUUAUUAACACGCAAUAAACCACAGAUUUAUAAUAAAUGACAACAAGGAUGUAUUCGAAUCCGAGACAUGAUUUUGUCAGUGUCCAUUUAUUUUGCUUAUAGUAUGUUGGAUUAACGGCCUUUACGGUUCAUGUUACCUUGGAACUAAAUGCUAUAUAUGACACUUGAUUAUGUAGAAGAGGGGUUAAAAGAAAACAACCUCUGAUAUAUAAGUAUACUCUCAAGUAAAUGUUCAUGAACAAUACGUGCCACAUUCAUUUAGAUUAUUUGUAUUUCAGAUGGGACCAAUACUUUAUCUUUAUUACAAAAGGUGAUCUGCAAAACCCAAAUAUAUAUUCCAUAGCGACUUAACUAACAUUCAGCAGCAGUUUUCUCCAACAUCACAACCUCUCCUCCAAAACAAACAAACCGGGAGCUGCAGCAGACAUCCACUCAGAAGUUGUGUAUUUUAUGUAAAAUGAACCACUCCAUAUUCAGUGAUGUGUAGACUUUAUUUAUGACCAGAUGUGUAAAUUAUAUACUUUUAUUCCUCGUUUGCCUGUGCAAUGUUUUAUUAUCUUCCUGUCUCUUGUAUUGUGUGCACUAAAUGCAAUACCACAUUAGUGUUCACCUGUUCGGCACAAUAAAGUCUUUCCCAAACGUA